Molecule: messenger RNA, 1995 nt
Organism: Lodderomyces oxycetoniae
Lineage: Eukaryota; Fungi; Ascomycota; Pichiomycetes; Serinales; Debaryomycetaceae
Gene: SSK1
Product: mitogen-activated protein kinase kinase kinase
Exons: 1
Coding region: 1-1995 (664 amino acids)
Biological process (GO): osmosensory signaling via phosphorelay pathway
Molecular function (GO): protein kinase activator activity; phosphorelay response regulator activity
Source: RefSeq, a predicted model, not a curated record
AUGGGACAAGCUGCGAGGCACUCUAUUAGUGUUCUGUCGCCAAUAGCAGCUAAUAUACCUCCGUUGCACAAGUAUUCGAAAGGCAGCUACAGUGAUCAUUUAUCUACUCUUCUGAUAGAUACCGCAAAUGCAACAAGGCCCAGCGACUCGCAUAACGCACAAAAGACAUCUGCAAGUUCGUGGGCGUCCCCAUACAUGGAUGUGACUUAUCGAAAGAGGUUGUGGGUCAAGACUCCCCAUGGGAAUCCGACUACCAUUGUUACCUACAAUGAUAGUAUUGUCGACGAUUUGAAAUCACUCGUUUUGGAAAAGUAUCCAAAUAUGAUUGGAAGGUACUAUGACGCAGCUAAUUUGUUGAUGAAAGUGGAUCUUCAAGCCAUCAAAACAACAACCCUGAAUUCUGCUCAAUACUCGAAAUAUUUGCAGAACAAAACGAGUGAUAAUUGCGCUAUCUUGGAACCCGAUCAGAACGUGUGGCAGCUAAUGGAUGUACUAUAUCCGCAAGGAAUGGGCAUAAAGGACGCGUGGAUUGUGGGUGUUGAACAUGCGACAUUGUCGCCGCAGUCGCCAACUGAAGUAGAUUCAUUUAAUGGGUACCCAAAGCUGGCGAACUUUGAUCAAACUGGAAUUGAACAUGGGAAAGAGGGUGAUUCUGGAAAACAAUACCAGAACCAGAACCAGAACCACCAGCACCACCAGCACCAGCGCCAGCACCAGCCACAGUAUCAUAAUAGAGCCUUGUACGGUAAUCAACAACCAGCUUCAAAUGGUUUGCAUUUUCAAUCAGGUCCACAAACUACAAGCAGAAAUUAUGUACCUACGAAAUCGAAGCACUCAAUUGGAAACCCCUCUUUUCUAGAGCAGCGCUCAGCUUCGCCUUCCGUUUUUGCAUUGAAUAAUUCUUCACUGCUACCGAGAAAAUCCUUUUCCCAAAGCACCUUAGCACCCGCUAAUCAGUCAAAUUCACAAGCUAAUCCCCAAGCUGUUUUAUUAUUGCCGAAAAACUUUUCAUUGUACAACUCCAGCAACUACACCACAACAACAACGCCUCAAAAAUCGAAACCGCGCAUUGUUGCAAAAGCUAUCGACAGUGUAAAGAAAAAGAAUGAGGACGACGAAGACAACAACAACAACAACAACAACAACAACAACAACAACAACAACAGCAGCAGCAACAGCAACAGCAACGGUGGCGACCGUGGCGACCGUGGCGAGGGGGAAAGAGUAGAAGGGGAAGAAGAUAAGGGACCUCCUACAGAGACGUCUGUGGAGUCUCUGGAGAGUUCUACAAUUAAAAAUGUAGACAAGUUUGAUGAAUCCAAACAAGAAGGUGGUGAUUCGUUUGAGCUAUCUCGAUCAUCCACACAGCAAGAAACGGAAACUAAACGAAAUCAAGCGGGCACAAUCACCAAAACAAUAGCGUCAGCCAAGAGUAACAAAAGCGAUAAAACAGACCCAGCAUUGGAUAAAGUAUUACCGUCGAUCUCGGUCCUUGUGGUUGAAGAUAAUGCCAUUAAUCAAGCUAUUUUGGGUGCAUUUUUAAGGAAACGUAAAAUACAUUAUCAGAUUGCCAAAAACGGCCAAGAAGCAGUUGACAAGUGGAAGAAAGGAGGGUUUCAUUUGGUAUUGAUGGAUAUCCAAUUACCAGUUAAGUCAGGCAUUGAGGCGACUAAGGAAAUACGGCAUCUAGAAAGAUUGAAUAAAAUUGGGGUAUUUGACGAUAACGAAAUACAAAAAUUAGCGGGCCAUGAUUUGGCAGAGAAAGAUAAGUUGGAUUCGAAUAUCUUCCGGUCCCCUGUUAUUAUAGUUGCCCUAACUGCUUCUUCAAACUCAUCUGUUGACAGAAAAAAUGCAUUAACUGCUGGUUGUAACGAUUAUUUGACCAAACCUGUCAAUUUAGUGUGGUUGCAGAACAAAAUUACAGAGUGGGGGUGUAUGCAAGCUUUAAUUGACUUUGAAGGAUGGAAGAGCAAAAGUAAUUGGAAAGUUUCAUAG